AAAACGGUGAAGCUUAUGUUACGCCCACCGCGGGUGAGCAGAGAGAAUUCCCAAGGAAAGACCGAAGACUCGGAACCAGUACACCACUACACCAGCUUUCCUUCUCUCCUACUCUCGCUUCUGCGGCGAAUUUUCUUGGCCCGCGCCGGCCGCCGUGGCUACCCUGCGCCACCGCCCCCUUCCGACGCCUUCCGGGAAGACAAAAGGUCUUGGCUAAGUUUGAACAUGUCGUGCUUGGCAUGCUGUGGAGGCGAAGAUACUCAAAGAACACCUGAUAAUGGAGGUCCAUACCCUGGUGGCUACCCAGCAAGGGAUGAUGCUUAUCGCACUGCUGAUCCAACUCCCAGGGGUGCUCAACCUUUGAAAGUGCAGCCAAUUGCUGUCCCCACUAUUCCUGUAGAAGAAAUUAGAGAGGUCACAAAGGCUUUUGGCGAUGAAGCUUUGAUUGGCGAGGGGUCUUUUGGCAGAGUAUAUUUUGGUGUACUAGAAAAUGGUAGGAGUGCUGCGAUAAAAAAGUUAGAUUCAAGCAAGCAGCCAGAGCAAGAGUUUUUAGCACAGGUCUCCAUGGUGUCAAGGCUUAAGCAUGACAAUGUCGUAGAGUUGCUUGGUUACUGUGUUGAUGGGAACACCCGCAUCCUUGCUUAUGAAUUUGCUACUAUGGGUUCUCUUCACGAUAUGCUUCAUGGACGCAAAGGUGUGAAAGGAGCUCAGCCUGGUCCAGUCUUGUCCUGGAUACAACGAGUGAAGAUUGCUGUUGGAGCAGCAAAAGGCCUCGAGUAUCUUCAUGAGAAAGCGCAGCCUCAUAUCAUACACAGGGACAUAAAGUCCAGCAAUGUUCUUCUAUUUGAUAAUGAUGUAUCCAAAAUAGCUGAUUUUGAUUUGUCAAACCAAGCUCCUGAUAUGGCAGCUCGACUUCAUUCGACCAGGGUUCUUGGAACAUUUGGCUAUCAUGCACCUGAGUAUGCAAUGACUGGACAACUUAGCUCUAAGAGUGACGUCUACAGUUUUGGAGUUGUUCUUCUGGAGCUCCUGACUGGAAGAAAGCCUGUGGAUCAUACAUUACCAAGAGGACAGCAAAGCCUUGUGACAUGGGCAACUCCACGGCUUAGUGAAGAUAAAGUUAGGCAAUGUGUUGAUUCAAGACUUGGAGGAGAAUAUCCUCCUAAAUCUGUUGCAAAGUUUGCAGCUGUUGCUGCACUCUGUGUGCAAUAUGAAGCUGACUUUCGACCAAACAUGAGCAUCGUGGUGAAGGCGCUCCAGCCCCUGCUGAAUGCACGUGCAUCCAACAACCCUGGAUGAAUGAAUGACUGCCGUUGCUUUUACCUGACGAGAGUAUCAGAAUCAGACAAAUCAUGCAGCAUUGAAUUAAGAUAAAUAUGGUGUUUGGCUUAUACACUUGACCCUGGAUGUUCAUCAGGAGAUAAUCUCUUGCAGUUUCUGGAUGUUACCUACUAGUGUCUGUAUCCUGAGUGCCAUAGACUAUAAACUGUGACCUAUUGUUCGGUUGCAUUCCAUCUGGUGUCGGUUAGAUCCAUGAGGUCAAGCAGCAUCCAGUUUGAGGAUCCAGUAAAAUUCCUCAUUGUAGCCUCCGAUUCAAAAUGAUUCGUUACAGUUAAUACAUGGUCUGGCUUUCUGUUAUCACCA
Molecule: messenger RNA, 1644 nt
Organism: Sorghum bicolor (sorghum)
Lineage: Eukaryota; Viridiplantae; Streptophyta; Magnoliopsida; Poales; Poaceae
Product: pto-interacting protein 1-like
Exons: 9
Coding region: 16-1299 (427 amino acids)
Biological process (GO): protein phosphorylation
Molecular function (GO): protein kinase activity; ATP binding
Source: RefSeq, a predicted model, not a curated record